UCACACUUCUGUGGCUCGGGAGAAGGCCCAGUAUCGAACGUCAACAACGCGAGCAGGACAAUCCGGAGAUGAGGAAUAAAAUCUCCUAGAAACCGUCCGCAGCAUCCAGGAGCCGGCGGUGCGCAAAGUGCGGGCGCAGCGCUACGAGUCGGGAAGCGGAACGCGGCGCCGAGCGCGUUUCCAAUCAGACGCUCUUUAAUAUUGAUCGCGGCGUGGAGGAGGCAGCCGGCGAACGGGAGCUUUACGGCAGCGCCUACCUACGGGAGCGACAUCAUAGAUUUCCUGCGCUAUCGCAGCAGCGGGAGGGGGAGGGGGGGGGGAGGAGGGGGAGCGCUGAUUCACGGCUCGCAAGAGGAGGGAGAGCCCCGCGGACUGGCUCAGGAGCUCCGUCUCUACCCAGGGUGCAACUUUAAAAUACCGACCCCCUCACUACCUCCACCACCACCCCCCCUCGUCUCCUCCCCUCGUCAUUGACAGCUCCGCGACCCGGUCGAUCCGUCAGACGGGGAGGAUCUGGGAGGAGGGCGACGCGGCUGGAGAGGACGAAAGGCGAUCACCUCUGCUCGGUUUGAUCCAAUCGCCAAUAACCGAGCGGGCCGGGGACCUGCCCCUCCGUGCACGAGGACGGCGGCGCCGCUUCGCCCCGGGGGUUCUGUUCCGAGGAGCACGUUUCACCCCAGAGAUCCACACGGCGAGACUAUUCUGAGAGCCCGGUCGGAACGUCAACACUGAGACCGGGGGCGGCCAGGAGAUAUUUCGCAGCCUCUACCAAAACCCCCCGGAAUAUACAUCCAGGUGGCGAGUGGAGGAAAAGCAUAGCCCAGGGCUGGAUCCCAGAGGGACUCUCCGCGUGCUAAGGACCCUUGAAACGAAGAAGGGUGCAUGGAGGGCUCACGGCCUGUGAGGCCAGGGUCAUCAGCCUGCCUGUGGUUGGGGCUGGUCUCUGUGGCUGUAGCCUUUCUUUGUACCGAGGCCCGGACCACUCCGAGCCCCCUGCUCAGCUCUAGCAAUGCCACUUGUGCGGGGAACUCUAAGUGCCAGGCGGGGAUCAUCCUGCCCAUCUGGUAUCCCGAGGACCCCUCCAUGGGAGACAAGAUUGCGAGGGUCAUUGUGUAUUUCGUGGCCCUCAUCUACAUGUUUCUUGGCGUGUCCAUCAUCGCAGACCGCUUCAUGGCAGCCAUCGAGGUCAUCACCUCCCAGGAAAGGGAGAUUAUCAUUAAAAGGCCCAAUGGGGAGACGACCACGACUACGAUCCGGGUGUGGAAUGAAACCGUCUCAAACCUCACCCUCAUGGCCUUGGGCUCGUCCACCCCCGAGAUUCUGCUUUCUGUAAUUGAAGUGUGUGGGCAUGGGUUCAAGUCUGGGGAGCUCGGACCCUCCACAAUUGUGGGCAGCGCAGCGUUCAAUAUGUUUGUCAUCAUUGGCCUGUGUGUGUCAGUGAUUCCUCAAGGAGAGGUACGCAAAGUCAAACACCUCCGGGUGUUUUUUGUCACAGCGGGCUGGAGCAUCUUCGCUUACAUUUGGCUCUAUAUGAUCCUGGCUGUGUUUUCUCCCAACGUAGUCCAGGUGUGGGAGGGUCUGCUGACGCUGGCCUUCUUCCCCGUGUGCGUGCUCCUUGCCUGGGUGGCAGACAGACGCCUGCUCUUCUACAAGUUCAUGCACAAGAAGUACCGCACGGACAAACACAGGGGCGUCAUCAUUGAGACGGAGGCGGAGCGCUCCAAGGGAAUCGAGAUGGACGGGAAGAUGGUCAACUCCCACUUCAUGGACGGAGGCGCGGCCAGCAAUCUGAUCGGCUUGAUAGAGAGCAAAGAGGUGGACGAGUCCCGGCGGGACAUGAUCCGCAUCCUGAAGGACCUGAAGCAGAAGCACCCGGAGAAGGAGCUGGACCAGCUGGUGGAGAUGGCCAACUACUACGCGCUCUCGCACCAGCAGAAGAGCCGCGCCUUCUACCGCAUCCAGGCCACGCGCAUGAUGACGGGCGCCGGGAACAUCCUGAAGAAGCACGUUGCCGAGCAGGCCAAGAAGAGCGCCAGCGUGCAGGAGGUCCACGUGGAGGAGCCCGAGGAGUACGUGUCCCGGAUCGCCUUCGAGCCCGCUGUGUACCAGUGCCUUGAGAACUGUGGCGCCGUCAUCCUCACCGUCACCAGGAAAGGCGGCGACGUCAACAAGACCAUCUACGUGGAUUACAAGACGGAGGACGGCUCGGCCAACGCCGGGGCCGACUACGAGUUCACAGAGGGCACGGUGGUGUUCAAGCCGGGGGAGAUGAUCAAGGAAAUGAGCAUCGGCAUCAUAGACGACGACAUCUUCGAGGAGGACGAGCACUUUUUCGUGCGCCUCAGCAACCUGCGGGUCCUGGAGACCGAGGACGAGGUGUUGUCCGCCAACAGCCUCCCGUACCCGAAGGCCAUGCUGGGCUUCCCCACCGUGGCCACCGUGACCAUCCUGGAUGACGACCACUCGGGCAUUUUCACCUUCGAAAGCAACUCGGUGCACGUGAGCGAGAGCAUCGGCAUUAUGGAGGUGAAAGUGCUGAGGACUUCCGGAGCGAGGGGGACGGUCAUUGUGCCUUAUCGGACCUUGGAGGGGCUCGCCAAAGGGGGAGGGGAGGACUUUGAGGACGCCUACGGAGAGCUGGAGUUCAAGAACGACGAGACCUGCAAACUCAUUCACGUGAAAAUUAUUGACGAUGAGGAGUAUGAGAAAAACAAGAACUUCUUCCUGGAGCUGGCCGAGCCUCGCAUGGUAGACAUGAGUCUGCAGAAAGCCCUGUUGUUGGCCGACGACGUGCCUGACAGGAAGCUGACGUCGGACGAGGAGGAGGCCAAGCGGAUCGCGGAGAUGGGGAAGCCGGUGCUGGGGGAGCACGCCAAGCUGGAGGUCAUCAUCGAGGAGUCGUACGAGUUCAAGAGCACGGUGGACAAGCUGAUCAAGAAGACCAACCUGGCCCUGGUGGUGGGGACGAAUUCCUGGAGGGACCAGUUCAUGGAGGCCAUUACAGUCAGCGCAGGAGAUGAGGACGAGGACGACACGGGGGAGGAGCGGCUGCCGUCCUGCUUCGACUACGUCAUGCACUUCCUCACGGUCUUCUGGAAGGUGCUGUUCGCCUGCGUCCCCCCCACCGACUACAUGAACGGCUGGGCCUGCUUCACCAUCUCCAUCGUCAUCAUCGGCGUCCUCACGGCCGUCAUCGGCGACCUGGCGUCCCACUUCGGCUGCACCAUCGGCCUCAAGGACUCGGUCACAGCCGUGGUCUUCGUGGCUCUGGGCACAUCUGUCCCAGACACCUUUGCCAGCAAGGUGGCGGCGGUCCAGGACUCCUACGCGGACGCCUCCAUCGGGAACGUGACCGGCAGCAACGCCGUCAACGUCUUCCUGGGGAUCGGCAUGGCCUGGUCGGUGGCGGCCAUCUACUGGAACAUGAAGGGGAAGCCGUUCGUGGUGGAGGCCGGCUCGCUGGCCUUCUCCGUGACUCUCUUCACCAUCUUCGCCUUCCUGGCCGUCUCGGUGCUGCUGUACCGGCGCCGGGCCCACAUCGGGGGAGAACUGGGCGGGCCCCGGGGUCACAGACUGGCCACGUCGGGCUUCUUCUUCAGCCUCUGGUUCCUUUACAUCCUCUUCUCCAGUCUGGAGGCCUACUGUCAUAUAGAGGGCUUCUAAUGGGGAGAGACUUCAGCGAAGGCGAACGCAAACGUGCAGAGGUGUAAAGUACAACUUCAGAGGUAGGCGUGAAACCUCACUGUGGAGUCUGGGUCAGUGUGUGCUAUGAAAGGACAGGAGAGGCUGUCCCAGACACCCCCCUCCCCACUCCCCCCCUCUCCCUCAACCUCUUCUGUAGGGAUGCUCUGAGGUGUGUGACCGUCCUCUAGUCGCGACAGGCCUGGCUUCAAGGACGGCCAUUCCCAGCCUGUCGCAGAGUGCUGGCAGUCAGGAUGUGGGUCACCGCACGGUCCAGAAGAUGCCGAGGCCGAGAGGUGGUCCUGCGUUGCACUGGAGGCGGCUGCCCUCUCAUAUCGUAGAGAUCUGAGUCAACCAGAAGUCUAUAUUUUUCUCAACAUUUGACGAGGACGAUUUUUUUUUCUAAAAAGUAUUUUGGGGAAAAAAAACAUGCAAAAAAUAAAUAAAACAAAAAAGUAAACAUAUAAAGCGGAAUUAAAGAACUAUUUUCUGAGCUGCGUUAAGGAAUAGCAAAGUAUUCUAUCGUAAACGGAUAUGUUGUUUAUUUGCAUAGUUUCCUAAAGAGAGGUCACACAGAAGAAGAAAAAGAGGACAGUGACAGUUCAAACAGACAAGGAGGACGAGGACGGACCGGUGAACAUGAUCAAACUGCCCUGAACAUUACUUCUGUACUCUACACGUAUCUAUAUAUAAUAUAGUUCCAUAUUUUCUGUAUAUUUUGAAUAUUUGUUUAAGUGUGGUCACCUCCUGCUCCACAACAGAGGAUGGGGCUGGAAGUGGGAGGGAAGGGAUGGGGGGGUCAACUAUAUCCUGGAGCAACGUCCUCACCUUUAUAGGAGUUCUGUAUCUUGCUUAGGUAAAGUAUGACAUUGUAUUUUAUUUAUUUACCAGUAUCUUGGUCUCACUCGACUUUUCACCGUUUUCGAUCGGAAACCUCACAAAAAAAAGGGGGGGGGGGGGUCUGGACGUGUUGCUGCAGACGUACACUCAGAGGUAUUUUUGUACUGUUCCUUCCAUGCACUUUUGCUGUGUAAUUCUACUUAUGGAGACUUCCUCUUGUGCGUGUGCAAAAAGGCGGAUGCUAGAGGAACGAGGCCUUCGCUCUGCCGCCAAGUCAAAGAGGCGCCGGCUCCGUCUUCGCAAGUCGGCCGAGAUCGAGCUUCUGCCUGGACGUAGCGUCCGUGGCGAGCCAAGGGAGCUUCUUCAACCGUGCAUCACUCACAAACCCCGACAUUCUCCCAUCGAGCCAUCCCUCUGACCUUUGACCUGUAAUCUGACCUUUGUAAGUUUGGACACGUGAGCCAGGCACAUUUUUCCCUGACGAUAAGAAAACCCCAUCACACUUCUAAUAAAGUAUUAUUAGAAGCAGAAAUGCAGUUUUUUCACACCCGCCUGCUACAAUUAUAGUUGACUCAUGUACAGUUGUGAUGGUUUCCGUUACAUCUUAGCAAACCCUUGCGUGUUUAUAGAAGAAUUUCACACACAGAGGUUAAGCAUCCAUUGAUUUUUACAGAAUCCAAUUCAAACUGGGCUGAAACUCUCAGUGGUGCUGAGUAUGAUCGGUAGCUGCAGCUCCAAGCAACACGUCUGGCGUCUCAUAGACACUUGACCUGAGUUUAGAGCUGAAGUCUGGUCAGGCUGCGUUGGGAUGGGAGCCCUUAGAAGCUCCGGGCUGAAGCCUGAACGCCGUGCAACCCACGACCGGUGCUUUGUUUUUAAAACGAGACGGGAGGGAAACUCCCGAGAGCUGUGAAAAACGUGUUGAUCGCUUCAUUUGCAAGUGUAUGUCAGUAUAUAAUCAGUCGGUUUAUGGCUAAUUUAAGAAUCACCCAAGAGAUUUACCAAAGAGGUGGGAUGCAACAUCUGCUUUAAAAAGUACAAAACAGUGAAAAACUCAAACCCAGCGACAGUGAGUGGCAGUGACACCGUACGUCCACCAGGGGGUGUUGACCUCCAGUCCCUGUGGUCCUGUCUUCUUCUACUCCUCCUCCUCUUCCUUUGUGGUGGCCAGUGUUGUACACAUGUGUCGUGGCUGCCUCGGAUGCUGUUUACCUGCCCACCUCGCGGCCCCCGACACAUAAACACUCAGUCAGGGGUCGACCGUCCUGUCAGGCCACUCACAACCACAUCAUGUACAUAACUUUCAGCGUACGUUCACACAGACGCGGUGUCGGUGUCCUGGUGUCUUGUGUGUGUUUGUGGGGGGGUGGAAGGUCACAUCGCAACUCACACCUCAUCUACUGGUCGCCUGCAGUUGCUCCAUCUGAGCCGGUUUGGUUUGUUGUAGACUCACGUUGGGAAUGUUUUGGAGUCUGGGGUUCAGCGGGUAUUUUAAAAAUGAAAAAGUGCCAGUGUUAUUUGUAUUGUGUGUGUGUGUGUGUGUGUGUGUGUGUGUGUGUGUGUGUGUGUGUGUGUGUGUGUGUGUGUGUGUGUUGCAGUGGUGAGGCCAGGCUGUUGGUGGCCUUCACCAGAGCACGACUUCAGUUCCUCUUCAAAAUACGUCUUAACUCUUUAAACCUCCAUCUUCCACUUCACCUCCCGAUGCACCUGCUCCUUCCACCAACCCAGUCGCGGGACGGAGCCUGAACUGGCAGCUGAUGUUGUGAGACACUGAGGAAGUUCCACUGAGGUGAAACCUCACAUUUAAUGGAUGGGUGCGUUUUGCUGCAGUGAGAUGUCAGAAUAAAAGAAGAAGAACUGAAAUCAGACAGUUUUGUUAUUUGACUGCAGGAUGAAAACUUUCUGCUCCACAUGCACACACUGGAUUCUGUACCGUAAAUUCUUCUUCUGUUGUUUAAACAUCACUCAGAUAUUGAUCCUGUAAACUGGAUGCGAGUAACUUAUUAUUAUUAAUGUAACUACAUAAAGUUUUAUGUGAUUGUCAGUUUCCUUUUUUCCCAUUGUUUUCUCAUCUUAAUGCAGUUUUGUUGCUCACACAAUCACAAAGGUUUUGAAUUAGAAACCCAAGAAAGUCAAAGUGAAGCUCCUGUCACUUGACAGACACAGAGAUGACACAGUCAGUCAAGUAAAUGUGCUGUGUUAAAUUUGACCAGAUUUACUGUCACUGCAUAAAGUAAUUCAUCAUUUGCACUUCACUAGCAGGAUUGAUUGACUGUCAUUUUGUUUCCUCCCUACACCUCGUUUUCAUCCUCCCGCUCUCUCUUCACCACCUCCACCUCCGUGUAUCUGUUCGUAAAAAAUAUGAUCAAUGUGCAAAGUGGUCGUUUUUGAACGGAAGUGGACUGAACUGACUGACAAGUCUAGUUUUUAUUUAUUUAUUUGUUGUUUGUUUUUGUUUUUUUUGCUCGCCGAUCACAAAGACUGAAGCGUGUUGCAUCCGGGAGUUGUCAUGGCGACGGCAUGACGGCGAAUUAGAACGGGCUAAAGAUGAGAUGGAGAAAUUAGACACACACGCAGAAACUUCCUUCUCAUCACAUUAAUGGAAUAGUAGGAACUUUAUUAAUGUACCCUUUUUACUCCUUGCUGUGAAGUUUUCAUUUCAGGGAGUGAUGCAUGGAAUUGAAUAUUAAGUUGAGUCUUUUGUUAUUUUUAGUUUAUUUUUCUUGUUUGGGGAGGGGAGGGGGAGUCUGUUAUUAAAUAAAGGAGACUAUUUCAAGAAAAGCA
This is a messenger RNA of Betta splendens (Siamese fighting fish), 7305 nucleotides long. RefSeq names its product solute carrier family 8 member 3 (gene slc8a3). Gene Ontology annotation, biological process: calcium ion import across plasma membrane; cell communication; sodium ion transmembrane transport. The record is from RefSeq and is a predicted model, not a curated record. Lineage: Eukaryota; Metazoa; Chordata; Actinopteri; Anabantiformes; Osphronemidae. The transcript is spliced from 8 exons. Gene Ontology annotation, molecular function: calcium:sodium antiporter activity. Gene Ontology annotation, cellular component: axon; sarcolemma; postsynapse. The coding region runs from base 883 to 3663 and encodes 926 amino acids.